Strigops habroptila (Kakapo) is the source of this 2336-nucleotide messenger RNA. It is a transcript of the gene EEF1AKMT4, whose product is annotated as EEF1A lysine methyltransferase 4. The coding region runs from base 51 to 806 and encodes 251 amino acids. The transcript is spliced from 3 exons. Gene Ontology annotation, molecular function: S-adenosylmethionine-dependent methyltransferase activity. Lineage: Eukaryota; Metazoa; Chordata; Aves; Psittaciformes; Psittacidae. The record is from RefSeq and is a predicted model, not a curated record.
GUGCAAUCGCCGAGGCCGGAAGGCGCACGUGGGGGGCUCCCCCGCCCGGCAUGGAGCGGCGGCGCGCACCCGCCGCCAACCGCCGGUACCGGCAGCGCCGCUUCUGGGACCAGCUGUAUCGGGAGGAGGGCGCCGAGCCCCGCGAGUGGCUGGGGGCGCUGCCCCGCUUCCUCCCGCACCUGCAGCCUGAGCUGCGCCCCGCUGACCGCAUCCUCGUCCUCGGCUGCGGCAACAGCGCCCUGAGCCAUGACCUGUACGAGCUGGGCUACACCGACGUCACCAGCAUCGACUACUCGCCUGCCUGCAUCGCGGCCAUGCGCGCCCGCUACGCCUGCUGUCCCGGCCUGCGCUGGGCUGUCAUGGACAUCCGUGCCCUCGCCUUCCCCGACGCCGCCUUCGACGUGGUGCUGGAGAAGGGCACCCUCGACGUGCUUAUGGUGGGGGAGACCGACCCGUGGAACGUCUCGCGCCAGGCAGCCGCCACAAUGCACCGGGUGCUGGCGGAGGUGAGCCGGGUGCUGCGCCCAGGGGGCUGCUUCAUCUCCAUCACCUUCGCACAGCCCCAUUUCCGCAAGCCCCACUAUGCCCAGGAGGCCUUCGGCUGGUCUCUGCGCCACGUUGCCUGCGGGGACGGGGAUGCCGGCGCCUUCCACUACUUCCUCUACGUCAUGCGCAAGGGGCAGCCCCUGGACCCCCCCGACCUGGCCCUGGGGCUCCGGCUGCACCAGCCCCCCCCACCUCCUGACCCGCCGCCACCCCCUGCCCCCCCAGACGAUGAGGACUACCUCCUUGCCAUCCAGCUGUGACCAGGGGGGCUUCCCUGGCCUCCCUCCACCCAAUAAAGCCUUAAGCUGCUCCGCCUUCACGGGUGGGGGAUGGGGGACCAGUGCUCCCUCCCCACCCCACAAGCUGCCCAGUGAUGUGAGUAAUGGGGAGAAGAGCAGGCUUGGGCUCCUCCUGGGAGCAGCAGGAUGCUCCAGGGAAUGGGUGAUGCUGUGCCCCCUCCCGGCCCUUCCCUCGCCCAGCUGGAGAGCAGCCAGGGCUCCGGGCUUUGCGGACAGUAAUGAAACCAAAUCGGGUUUAAUUCCACCCAUCCAUCUUGCAAAGAGCAGCUCCCUCUGUACCCCCAACCCCGGCGGGGGCAGCUGCGCUAGGGGGUGCCUACUAUCCUGCACCAGGACCCCUGGACCAGCCUCCCUGGCCAUGGGGCUGUGCAAGGACACCAUGUCCUUGUCACCCCCCAGCUGGGUGGCAGGGCGUCUGAGAUGGGAUGUGCCAUAUGUGCCUGUGUCCCCCCCCGAUCCCCUCUCCUAGAUGCCGUGACAGCACCGGUGUGCCACAUACGCCUGGCCUGUGUCCGCCUGUGCCUGGGGCCAACAGCACGGUGACACGCGUGUGCUGGGGCUAGUGACAGCCACGCCACCACAUGCUGGUGGGGCUGGCUGCACAUGGGUGCUGGCAUGGCGAGCGCCACCACGGGGGUCCCCAAAGGCUGCUUCACACCAAACCUCCCCCGGGUGGGUGCCACUGGUGGAGGGGUGCAGAGGGCACCCCUCCUCGGAGGGACAGCAGUGACACCAAAGAGGCGAAGCUGCCAGGCUGCUGUUCCUGGCACAAGGCAUAAGUGGGUCAAGCGGUGGCUCCCCCUGCGCUGGGUGCUGGGGAAGGACUCGGGGCUCAGCCCCCCACCCCGCCGUGCCACCCCAUCCCACUGGCACCCCGAAGACCUGCCGGUGCCUGGCAGGGACAGAAAGGAGCAGGCGCUGCCGGCCUUGCCUUGGUACAUGAAUGUAUUUUAUUCAUCGCAUUUUGUUCACCAGUACAGUGAAAAAUGGCAUUUAAAUUUACAAUGGAUCAUUUGUAGAACAUCAUGACACAAGUAUCUUUUUUUUUUCUUUUUUUUUUCUUUUUUCGUGUUUUUUUUUCUCGGUUUUGUUUUUUAUUUGGUAUUUUUUCAUUGUGUUGUGGGGUUGGGUUUUUUUUUUUGCGUCGUUGUCUCCAUAAAUGCCACUCGUAGGUUAUUGAAAAAGAUGACGAGUUUCUCAUGCACAUCAGACCCCCCCGAGAAGCUUCUUAAAAAAUAAAAUUAAAUUAAAGUACAAAAUUAAAAACAACGACUCAGGCCGGUCCCUGCCCCCCCCGCUCCCCCCGCGCUCGGCGAGGGGCCGGCGCCCGCCGCUGCCCCGGUGGGCUCUGCCCGGUGCUCCGGGAGGGCACUGCGGCGGCCGGUGGUGCUGUCCCGCUGCCGGGGCUCGGGCCGGGGGUCCCCGCGCUCCUCCCCACGCCUUUGGCUUUCCUCACGCUCCCUCCAUCGCUCUCGCACCCUUUACUUCCCC